Molecule: messenger RNA, 1931 nt
Organism: Lagenorhynchus albirostris (white-beaked dolphin)
Lineage: Eukaryota; Metazoa; Chordata; Mammalia; Artiodactyla; Delphinidae
Gene: PLEKHB1
Product: pleckstrin homology domain containing B1
Exons: 7
Coding region: 165-731 (188 amino acids)
Biological process (GO): regulation of cell differentiation
Cellular component (GO): membrane
Source: RefSeq, a predicted model, not a curated record
CGCAGCCUGGGGAGUGAACAGCCCCGGGCGCUCUGGGGCGCACAAAGCGCAGGCGCAGCGGGUUGGGAGGCCGCAGCACCAAGUAGCGGCCGUUUUGGCAGCAGCGUCGCAACAGGUGUAGACAGGUUCCGCCUGACUCUGCCCUGGAAAGUCCUUUUGAGGAAAUGGCCCUGGUGAGGGGCGGCUGGCUGUGGAGACAGAGCUCCAUCCUCCGCCGCUGGAAGCGGAAUUGGUUUGCCCUGUGGCUGGAUGGAACCCUGGGCUACUACCAAGAUGAGACUGCGCAGGAUGAGGAGGACCGCGUGCUCAUCCGCUUCAACGUCCGAGACAUAAAGAUAGGCCAAGAGUGCCACGAUGUGCAGCCCCCAGAGGGCAGAAGCCGAGAUGGCCUGCUGAUCGUGAACCUACGAGAGGGUGGCCGCCUGUACCUGUGUGCAGAGACCCAGGAUGAUGCCAUAGCAUGGAAGACGGCACUGCUGGAGGCGAACUCCACCCCGGUGCGCAUCUACAGCCCAUACCAGAACUACUACGGGGUGGUGCCCCCCAACGGUCACGAGGCCACAUAUGUCCGCAGCUACUAUGGACCGACCUAUGGCCCCGGCGUGACGCACGUAGUGGUCCGGGAGGAUCCUUGCUACAGCGCGGGCGCCCCCCUGGCCAUGAGCAUGCUUGCGGGAGCCGCCACAGGUGCAGCACUCGGCUCGCUCAUGUGGUCGCCCUGCUGGUUCUGAGCCCUGGACCCUGCGCGUAGACCAGAAAGACCCCUUUCCUGCUUGGUCCCACCCUCCACCAUCCAAACCCUGUCCCACUUGGCCCCUUAGUUUCCAUUAGCCCCUUCUGGGCUCGGAUCGUUCCUCCCACUCCCCACCCUCACCCUACACAUCAGAAGAAGCUAUCAUCCCAGGCACAAACAUAGCUCAAAUUUCUUUUAUCUACUGCUAGACACCCCAGAAAUCCGUUAUAGACACAUAUGUUUCCCCCAAACACGCCAGGACACAGAAAAUGCAACUCAUGGGUCUUCAAGUUGCCCAGGCACUGGAGACACAGGAAUCAGGUUCUUUCCCCUGGCAGCUCCAAGCUUGGUGCGGCAGACUGGAGUAAACAAACACUUUACAAGGUGGAGUUAUCAGUCUUUUGACAGUAUGACGGCAAAAAGUGAGGAAGGUAGGCUAGGAGUAAAGUUGUUGGCAAGAGUGCAGAGCCGUGAACAUAACGGCACAUCCAAAGAAUUGAAUGGGAGUUCAUUUGGGCUGGGGUGUGGGCAGGGGUCAGAUCAUGAUGGCCCUUCAGGCUAAGGAGGUUGCUGGCUAAGGGGGAGGUGUGAGCUUUUUGGAGGGAAGUUUCAUGAUUGCACCAUAAUGAAUAUAUUGCCUGUUUUAAUUCCCAAACCCAAAACACUCCCUGAGUUUAGCCUCAUCCUUCCCAGCUACCAAAUUUCUGGAUCCUUUGUUCCUUCAGUGUUCAGAAAGCACCUGUUUUCCAUGUCAAGGUGCCUGGGGCAGCAAUGGAGCUGAACCUGGGGUCCUCUUCCUGGGGGGCAGGUGAGCUCUCUUUGUGACUCGCCCUAGGUUGGUGCCUCCAUCAAGAAAUGCAUUUCUGUUCCCCAAAAGCUUGGCCCCCUAUCCAUAGCUGUAGCUAUCAGCAUCUCAGGCUUUGUCUCUUCCUUCACUCUUGGGGAGAUGGCAGUGUUCACCUCUGGGACCUGGUCCACCUUUGUCUCAGUCCUGAAGGCCCCACAUGUGCCUUCCUGCAGGUGGCCCAGCAGUCUCCCCAUUUGGUCCCCUUCUAGUCUCCUCCCCCAUCCUGUCCCAAUUACUAGUAGAAAUGCUAACAUCCCUGCCCAGUAGCCAGAGUAGCCUGCUAAAGUUCCCUUGUAGAUAGGGGCUCCAGUUGCCCUAUUGCAGAGACUAAUAAAGGUGUGGUUGGCUCUA